Fusarium subglutinans is the source of this 3192-nucleotide messenger RNA. RefSeq names its product ankyrin repeat nuc-2. The transcript is spliced from 8 exons. Gene Ontology annotation, molecular function: glycerophosphocholine phosphodiesterase activity; protein binding. The record is from RefSeq and is a predicted model, not a curated record. Gene Ontology annotation, biological process: glycerophospholipid catabolic process. Lineage: Eukaryota; Fungi; Ascomycota; Sordariomycetes; Hypocreales; Nectriaceae. The coding region runs from base 1 to 3192 and encodes 1063 amino acids.
AUGUUUGGCAAGCAGAUCCAGAAGCGUCAGCUUGAGGUGCCCGAAUAUGCUGCCAGCUUUGUCAACUAUAAGGCCCUGAAAAAGGCCCUUACAAUCCUUCCUCUUCCAGUUGCUCGGUCUGCAUUUCUCAGCUCUGGUUGCCAACUGGCUUCUCAGUUCCCUAUUCGUGACCCUACCCUUGCCCUUGCUGUUCCCACUGCCGUUCUGGGCUACCAUUCUCCGAGUAUAUGCCCUGCUUCAUUCGCAGACCCCAUCAACUUGGGGUAUGAACUCAUCAAGAAGCUGUCUGCAACCCCUACCCUAACAUCACAGAACAACGUUCUCCGCUCAGCCACCCCCGUGGAUUCCCAGGCCGCUCUCCAGGCCAAUAAAGCAACCUUCUUCUUCCAACUGGAACGGGAACUCGACAAGGUCAACGCCUUCUACCUGCAGAAGGAAGCCGAGCUGAAAAUUCGCCUCAAGACGUUACUCGACAAGAAGAAGGUGAUACAGUCUCGUCAUGGUGUCUCUCGGCGCUCAGCCAAGUUCACUACCCUCGAGGAAGGCUUCCAGCAGUUUGCCACCGAUCUUAACAAACUCCAACAGUUUGUCGAGAUCAAUGGUACUGCUUUCUCAAAGAUUCUCAAAAAGUGGGACAAGACAUCAAAGUCCAAGACAAAGGAGCUCUACCUCUCAAGAGCCGUUGAAGUCCAGCCAUUCUUCAAUGCUACGGUGAUAAGCGAACUUUCUGAUCAGGCCACCACAAGUCUACAAGAGCUUGGUGCUUGGUCGGAUGGAAUCCAAGUCAACUUUCAGUCGGGGCACGUGGUGACCUCGCAGCAUUUCGUCGGCACUGAUGAAGGGGACGCAGACACACUGCUCCUUGAUACUGUCAUCACAGGAAACCUUGAGUCCUUGAAGGAUCUUCUUCAGCGGAUGCGCUCCGCAAACGAUACCGGAGAUGGAGACAGCUCGUUGAUGGAAAGGCUCACGCGGACCUUCUUGGCAGCCAUCUCAGAAGCUCCACAAGAGUCCUUGCGAGUUCUACUCGACACAGGUCUCGUUGAUCUCCACUCUUAUGAUGAUAUCAAUGAGAGAAAUUGCCUGCACCAAGCUGCCAUCUAUGGCAAGCAGUACGUUCUGGAGUGGGGCUUGUCAGUCAAUGUUGUUGUGGAUAGAACGGAUGUCUACGGCCGGGUUCCUCUGCAUUAUGCCAGCCUUCACGGAAGAUUGGAAAUGCUCAAGGUCCUCUUGGACGCAAAUCAAAAAACCAUCGACCUCAUAGACCACGACAACUUCACCCCCUUGAUUCACUCUAUCAUCCACGGACAUCUCGACUGCAUCGAACUACUCCUUGCCAGAUCUGCACGCAUUGAUCCGUUCUCUGAUUCGGAUCAUGUCCCCUUGAACCUCGCUUGCGAACAUGGCUCGGUGGCUGUGGUUGAGAUGUUGUUGAAGCAUGGGGCCAAGAUCUUGCCUGAUGCUGAAGGCCUUUACCCUCAGCAUCUCGUAGCGAGAGCUGGCCAAACCUCAGAACUGCUCCUACUCCUCAAGCAAUAUGGCGCUGAUCUUGACCAAAUUGAUAAACUUUAUGGAUGGACACCACUGGUACAUUCUGCAAGCGAAGGCAAUGUUGAUUGUCUUCAAGCACUACUCAAGGUUGGGGUCGAUGCAAACAUCGUGGAUGAGAAGGACCUUCCAGCCAUGUAUUAUGCUGCUUGGGAGGGACAUCUUGCAUGUAUGAAAUUGCUAACUCCGUUCAACACACGCCCGCGAGCCAGCCCCUUCAUGGUGCAGCCCCCCUUGGGUCCUAUGGACUCAAGUACUGCACCUCUGCCCAUGUCUCUUGACCCCGAUGCGAUCCCCGAACUCGAGCUUCCUCCUCCAAUUAUUCCCCUGCGCCGAUACGGGCACAACUUCCUCGACACAAAGACAGUUGUUCAAAUCUCCUUCGGGGAUUUCGAGGAACAACCCCUUGUCUUCUUCCAGGACGGAAAAUACCCUGCCGCUCGCCUCACGAUUUCUUCAAAAGUUUCGGAUCUUAUACCGAAGAAUAUCAUUCUGCCUUUCCAAGAAGAUACUCGUAUCGUAUCCUUCCAGGUUGAUAACUUGGAUACUUUCAGCCUCGAUAUCGACGUGUUCCCCACAUAUGGCGCAAAGGUUAUUGCCAAGACGGUCGCCCUAUCAAGCAUCUUCAAGGGACUUCAAGGCUCUUCAGCAUGUUGUUUGCCAUUGUUUGAUCCCCGACUUCGCGCCAUUGGCCAGAUCAGUUUCACUGUGCAGGUCAUCAAGCCAUUCCAAGGGCAACCUCUGGAGAUUACCGACUUUGAAACCUACUGGAAAGCAACAAGCCAAUUCAACCAACCAACGAGCGCUAUAGUCACUGGAUCGAGCCUCUCUGGCGAUUAUGUAAGGCUCUUUGUCCAGUAUACCAGUGACGGUGUCCCUGUGCUCUGGCCUAGAUGGACAAUAGCCUGCGGUGGUCUUGAUAUUCCUGUCUGUCGAUUGACUCUGGAGCAAUUCACUUCUAUGACUAUCAGGAGUAACAGCCGUGCAGAACUACCCAACUUGAAAAUCAAGUCAGCUGAAAGCAUGGCUGAGGUCUAUCACAUCCUUGCGACGGCCGGCGUGACACUUCAGGAAGCACUUGCUUUACUCAACCCUGGAAUACAUGUUAACCUCCAAGUACUGUACCCGACUCCCGAGGAAGAAAAGGCCUUCUCGCUUGGGCCUGCUUUGGACGUCAAUGUAUUUGUUGAUUCGAUUCUCAACAUUGUAUUCGAGCAUGCACGAACACAACGUGCGCAGGCUCCUGAUGUGGUCCGAUCGAUUGUAUUCAGCAGCUUCAGCCCUCGACUAUGUACAGCCUUGAAUUGGAAGCAGCCCAAUUUCCCUGUUUUCUUGUGCAACGACUUAGGGCGAGAGGAGACCUCAGGGCCCAGCGGAAGGCGCAGUACCUCUAUUAAGGAGGUGGUGAGAAUUGCCCAAAGCAAUAACUUCAUGGGAUUAAUAUGCUAUUCUCGACUACUGGACAUGGUACCUGCACUGGUGGAUGCUAUCAAGUCUCAUGGGCUGGCUUUGGUGACAGACAAGUCAUCGGACUCACCGGAUGCGAGCCCUAUGACUGAUCCUUUCCCUCGACCACCCAAGGGUGUCGAUGGAGUUCUGAAAAGCCAUGGUAUUUUGCGUUUCAAUGAUUCAAUAGACAUGUAG